AUGACGACCUCACAGUCUGGAAAAGGCACCAAGACGGUGUUCACCUUGAACACCGGUGCGAAGAUGCCAGGUAUCGGCCUGGGAACCUGGCAGUCAAAGCCCAAUGAAGUUCGCGAAGCAGUCAAGCACGCGCUCCUCACCGGCUAUCGUCACAUCGAUACCGCCCUUGCCUAUGGCAAUGAGUCAGAGGUCGGUCAGGGCAUCAAGGACUCUGGUGUUCCCCGAAGCGAAAUCUGGCUUACCACGAAAUUGGACAACACUUGGCACAAGCGUGUCCGGGAAGGCAUUGACUCCUCGUUGAAGAGCUUGGGAACCGAUUAUGUCGAUUUGUACCUUAUGCACUGGCCCAGCUCGACAGUGGAUGAUGAUAAAAGAGACAAGCAUGAGGAAGGCUGGACCUUUGUGGAUACCUGGCGUGAAAUGCAGAAGCUUUUGGAUACCGGCAAAGUCAAGAACAUCGGCGUGUCAAACUUCGUCAUCUCCAACCUCGAGAAGCUUCUCAAGGACCCAUCGUGCAAAGUCGUCCCUGCUGUCAACCAAAUCGAACUCCACCCCAACAUGCCUUCCCCAAAGACAUUGGCAUACUGCAAAGAGAAGGGUAUUCACUGCACAGCAUACUCGUGCUUGGGCUCAACCGACUCCCCACUCGCACAUGACAAGACUCUGCAAAAGGUUGCCGAAGCAAAGGGCAAGAGCCCCCAGCAAGUGCUGCUCGCAUGGGGUCUUCAAAGAGGAACAUCUGUUAUCCCGAAGAGCGUCACCAAGUCGAGAAUCGAAUCCAACUUUCAGAUUGAUGGAUUGGAGUUGACCUCCGAAGAGAUGCAAACGCUGAGCAGCAUCCCAGACCGAUUCAAGGUUUGCGGAGAUUCGUGGCUGCCCAUCAAGGUCUUCUUCAAUGAGGAGGGCGAUGGCGGAAAGUCACCAUCCCAUUAA
Messenger RNA from Exophiala viscosa, 933 nucleotides. Its product is annotated as glycerol dehydrogenase Gcy1. Gene Ontology annotation, molecular function: aldose reductase (NADPH) activity. Gene Ontology annotation, cellular component: cytosol. The record is from RefSeq and is a predicted model, not a curated record. The coding region runs from base 1 to 933 and encodes 310 amino acids. The transcript is spliced from 5 exons. NCBI's taxonomy places the organism in Eukaryota, Fungi, Ascomycota, Eurotiomycetes, Chaetothyriales, Herpotrichiellaceae.